AUGAACAAUUUACAAUUGUUUGAAGUCCCUCCCACUAAUAUUGCUUUAGAAGACUCGAAAUGGGAAGAAUAUUACCCCAUUUCCAGUACUUUAGAUUCGGAGACAGCUCCCAUCGAAUUUGAAAUUAAAGGACAAGGAGAUCACUAUCUGGAUUUAUCUCAAACUUAUCUUCAAUUGGUAUGUCAAUUUACCAAAGACGAUGGAAGUAAUCUGACUGGGGCUAACAGCACUUCGAGUCCAGUGAAUAAUAUCUUACAUUCCAUGUUUACGGAAAUAGAUGUCAGUCUGAAUGGGAAAAUAGUGACCCCGGGGACGGAUACCUAUCCUUACAAAGCUUAUCUGGAGAAAUUAUUGUCAUACCAACCCAGAACUUUAAAGACACAGAUGAGGGCCUGUAGUCUGUGGGAAAAAGAUACGGCAGGACACAUGGACGAAGUGGGGUUAGAGGACCUUGGUGUAGCUCAAAAUAAAACCUUUAAUGUAACUAAAGGUUCAAGUACCGACACGGUGACCAUUAACGAACCCAUCCUCACAGCGUUACCGGACAAUUCUAAAAACGAAGGAUUCCGAAAAAGACACCAAGCUAUUGCUGGGAGUAAGAAAAUCAGUUUGCUGGAUCGUUUACAUCUGGAUUUGUUUCAACAAGAUCGAUUUCUGCCUAAUGGAGUGGACGUCCGUUUGCGAUUUAAUCGAGCUAGACCCGCUUUCUACAUGAUGAUCAAAGGAGGAAGUACAGGAAAAGUGAAAAUUUUGAGUAUGAUCUUGUGGGUGAGAAAAGUCAAACCCACAACAGUCAUGAUGAAUGCCAUUAAUCAGAGUUUGAAUACCCACAGAGCCAAAUAUCCCUUGAGAAGAGUGGAAGUGAAAACCUUUACCAUUGGCUCAGGAACUCAGUCUAAGAUUACGGAUCAUCUAUUUCAAGGCCAGAUGCCUAAACGUCUCAUUUUAGGCUUUGUGGAGAAUGCGGCCUUUAACGGAGAUCAAACUAAAAAUCCCUUUCAUUUCCAAAACUUUGGGAUUAAGAAAUUAGAUGUCAGAGACGAUUGGGCACCGGACAUUACCCUAGAAGAGUAUAAAAGCGGCUACACUCUAUGGGGCUGGGAUUUCACUAAAGAUCAAGAGGCGCAAUCGGAUAAAUUCCACAUCAUAGAAACAGGAAAUCUGAGAGUAGAAGUGCAGUUUACCAACAAUACGGCUAACACCAUCAAUUGUGUGGUGUAUGCAGAAUUCGAUAACCUAUUAGAAAUUAACAAACAGAGAGAAGUGAGCAUUGAUUACUAA
Messenger RNA from Saccostrea cuccullata (small rock oyster), 1281 nucleotides. RefSeq lists its product as uncharacterized. NCBI's taxonomy places the organism in Eukaryota, Metazoa, Mollusca, Bivalvia, Ostreida, Ostreidae. Gene Ontology annotation, cellular component: cytosol. The transcript is spliced from 2 exons. Bases 1 to 1281 code for a protein of 426 amino acids. The record is from RefSeq and is a predicted model, not a curated record. Gene Ontology annotation, biological process: deoxyribonucleotide biosynthetic process. Gene Ontology annotation, molecular function: ribonucleoside-diphosphate reductase activity, thioredoxin disulfide as acceptor.